Messenger RNA from Malania oleifera, 1066 nucleotides. RefSeq names its product acidic endochitinase-like. Gene Ontology annotation, cellular component: extracellular region. Gene Ontology annotation, biological process: carbohydrate metabolic process. The record is from RefSeq and is a predicted model, not a curated record. Gene Ontology annotation, molecular function: chitinase activity. Bases 70 to 987 code for a protein of 305 amino acids. The transcript has a single exon. NCBI's taxonomy places the organism in Eukaryota, Viridiplantae, Streptophyta, Magnoliopsida, Santalales, Ximeniaceae.
CAACAUUUCCUUUCUGCUUUAUACCACUACACCCUAAAACCCCACUCUGCAAUAUUAGCACUAGCAGCUAUGGCCCAAGUCCUACUACUACUACUACCUCAACUUUCCAAAACCCUAGCGGUACUCCUCUCUCUAAUUUUUCUUGCAAUGGUACAACCCUCUCAUUCCGGUGGCAUCGCCGUCUACUGGGGCCAAAAUGGCAACGAGGGCACCCUUGCCGCCACGUGCGCCACCGGAAAGUAUGCAUUCGUAAACAUAGCCUUCUUGAACAAGUUUGGGAAUGGGCGCACCCCCGAAAUCAACCUAGCAAGCCAUUGCAACCCAGCGGGUGGCAGUUGCAAGGCCGUGAGCAAUGGUAUAAGGAGCUGCCAAAGCCGCCAAGUUAUGGUCAUGCUCUCGCUCGGGGGCGGCUUUGGACCCUACUCCCUAGCCUCCCCCGCAGAGGCCAAAAGCUUCGCAGAUUAUUUAUGGAACAAUUUUUUAGGUGGACAGUCCUCUUCCCGUCCCCUAGGUGAUGCCGUCUUAGACGGCAUCGACUUCGACAUUGAACUAGGGGACGGGAAGUAUUGGGACAAUCUGGCCCAGUACUUAUCGGAAUAUAGCAGAAGAGGACGAAAGGUGUACUUAACUGCAGCCCCGCAGUGUAUUUUUCCGGACUCACUUUUGGGGACUGCCCUUAAUACGGGGCUUUUUGACUAUGUUUGGGUUCAGUUUUACAACAAUCGUCCUUGCCAAUAUAGUUCCGGGAACACCCAAAACCUGAAGAGCUAUUGGAACCGAUGGACAUCCUCGCUAAAGUCGACGGUGUUCUUCGGGUUGCCAGCGGCACCAGGGGCCGCCAAAAGUGGGUUUGUUCCGGCGGACGUGCUGAAAUCACAGAUACUUCCGGCCAUAAAGGGUUCACCGAAGUAUGGGGGGGUGAUGCUUUGGUCAAAGUAUUUUGAUGACAUGAGUGGGUACAGCAACUCAAUUAAGAGUGAUGUGUGAGAGUGCGCUUCCUCCUAGUGUAAAAUUUGAAUAAGCAAGUGUUGGUCCAAUAUAAAUGCAUUGGUGGGAGUUGGUGCUU